Messenger RNA from Micromonas pusilla CCMP1545, 1703 nucleotides. RefSeq names its product glycosyltransferase family 77 protein. Gene Ontology annotation, biological process: cell wall pectin biosynthetic process. Gene Ontology annotation, molecular function: arabinosyltransferase activity. Gene Ontology annotation, cellular component: Golgi apparatus. NCBI's taxonomy places the organism in Eukaryota, Viridiplantae, Chlorophyta, Mamiellophyceae, Mamiellales, Mamiellaceae. The coding region runs from base 46 to 1623 and encodes 525 amino acids. The record is from RefSeq and is a predicted model, not a curated record. The transcript has a single exon.
CUCACGCCCGAGCUCGUGAAGAAACACGCGAUCGACAACGUCGUGAUGGUCACGUGGGCGAACGAUCAUUACUACGACUUCGUCCGAAAUUGGGUACUGAACGUGCGCAAGUGUAACGUAUCCAACUUCAUGGUCGGCGCCAUGGACGACGACCUCCUAAAAAAACUGAAGGACGACGACGUCCCGACGUUCUCGAUGCGAAGUGGUUUAACCACGGCGGACUUCGGCUGGGGCACGGAGAACUUCCACAAGAUGGGACGAAAGAAGAUCGAUCUGAUCAAAGUCUUCACGAACAUGGGGUUCGAUAUCUUAGUCUCGGACGUGGACACGGUGUGGAUGAAGAAUCCGAUGCCUUACGUGAUGAAAUAUCCGGACGCGGACGUCCUCACGUCGAGCGAUCAUCUCGCAAGCACGGCGACCGGGGACGGCUUGGAGGAUCCCCUCCGCGCGCAGUCCGCGGCGAACAUCGGGAUCAUGCUCAUACGGCACACCGCGAAAGAACUCGCGGAGGAGUGGGUGAACGUUCUCGAUAAAGACGCGAAAGUGUGGGACCAGAACGCGUUUAACGAUCUCAUGAGGCGUGGCCGCGCCGCCGCGGGCGGCGACGACAAACUCUUUCUCGGGUACGACGGCAAACUCAAGUUCGGGAUCCUCCCCGUGAGCACGUUCGCGAGCGGGCACACGUUCUUCGUGCAGCGGAUGCACGAGAAACACGACGCGGAUCCGUACGUCGUGCACGCGACGUUUCAGUUCUCCGGCACGGAAGGGAAGAGGCACCGAAUGCGCGAGGCGAAGCUCUGGGUCGACGACGCGUCGUAUUACGACCCCACCGAAGGUUUGCUCGCCUUCGCGCCGGACAUCCCUUCCGAGCUCAUGAACGCGUCGUGCACGACGAGGGACGAGGCGUGCGUCGCCCGACACUUCGAGCUCGUGAAUCACCAGAUCGUGCAAAUACGAAACGCGCUCGCGAUCGCGCAGAAACUCGGCCGCGUGCUCGUGAUGCCGCCGCUUUACUGUCUCUUCGACCGGUGGUGGGCUCCGCACGCGGGGACGAUACCCGGGUCAGAGACGCUCCUGCCGGUGCAGUGCCCGAUGGACCACGUCUUCGAGGUCGAGACGUGGUCGAGCGACAUGCCGCCCUCGGUCGCGGGACCGGGGAUCGCGUUCAGGGAGCACAGCUUCUUCGAGAAUCCAAACGUGCCCGCGUCGGUCGCGGCGUCGACCGUCGAGGUGACGUUCGUUCCGUCGUGCGGCGGCGGCGGCGGCGGCGGCGGCGGCGAGAAGUGCACGCAGGCAGAGGGCGAACCCGCGCCGAGCGGGGUGAAACGCGUCGUCGCGCCGGGGAACGCGACGGACGUCGAGAUCGCGAACUUGCUCUCGAACCACGCGGGAGUCAAGGUGUUAAACUUCACGUCUACGCUCGGCGCCUUCGGCAGGCACGCGGACGCCGCGGACGCGAAAAAGUUUUCCACGCGCGUGAAACGCUACGCGGGGUUGUGGUGCUGCGUCUUCGACGCGGUUCCGGGACACAUUUGGUACGACAUGGAGUUCGACGUCGUGCCGCACACGGACAGGCACAACCGGGUGUGGGACACCGCGUGGGAGCCGAAGACGGGGCCUUAGGAGACGAUAGACUAUUCAGUCUAGGUACGAGUCGAAAAGCCACUUUUCGCUGGUCUGUUGUGAGACCGUUUAAAAUAAAU